CCCUACAAAUUAUAUCAAAAAAAAAAAACAACCACAAUGAUUCUUGUUUCUCUCAUGUUCAUUCACAUCACCAUUAUUCUCGCUUCAGGUUCACCGGCCGGAAAGAUUUCCACCAGAACAAUGGACGUCACCAAACCCAUAACAACAGUUCCGACCAUAACUCCGGCGACCACCACCAAUAACCCAAUUGCACAACCCACAACCACCACAACAACCCCAUCAUCAUCAUCAUCAUCAUCAUCUUCUCCAGGUCGAAGCUGGUGUGUUGCAAGCCAGUCUGCUUCUCAGACUGCAUUACAAGUUGCUUUGGAUUAUGCUUGUGGCUACGGCGGCGCUGACUGCUCGGACAUUCAACAGGGCGGUGGUUGUUAUAAUCCCGACACCCUUCGCCACCAUGCUUCUUAUGCAUUCAACAGUUAUUAUCAGAAGAAUCCGAUCCCCAGUAGCUGCAAAUUUGGUGGCACUGCCAUUACAACCAGCACAGAUCCAAGUUCAAGUUCAUGUCAAUUUCCAGCAACAAGCACAAGCUCAUCUAUCUUAAAUACCACAAAUUCAAAAGGAGCUACGGUUUUUGGCUCAGGACCCUCUGUCCCCUCUAGCACCGCAUCUCCCAUCAUCUUUUCUUACACAACCAUUUCUCUUUUUUUUGUCAUCUGUAUCUUUUAUAUAUUUAUUGUGUUUUAAGACAUGUAUUUAACAUGUUUAUUAUGCAUAUAUAAUUUUAUAUGUAGAUUAUUUGAAGUGUAGGAUUUAUUUUCAAGUUCAAAUAUAAAUAUUGUACGUUUGCAUAAAAGGACUUAUUCAGAUG
Messenger RNA from Cynara cardunculus var. scolymus (artichoke), 808 nucleotides. Its product is annotated as PLASMODESMATA CALLOSE-BINDING PROTEIN 3-like. The record is from RefSeq and is a predicted model, not a curated record. Bases 37 to 684 code for a protein of 215 amino acids. NCBI's taxonomy places the organism in Eukaryota, Viridiplantae, Streptophyta, Magnoliopsida, Asterales, Asteraceae. The transcript is spliced from 3 exons.